Hymenoscyphus albidus is the source of this 6344-nucleotide messenger RNA. The record is from the annotation of a GenBank genome assembly. Lineage: Eukaryota; Fungi; Ascomycota; Leotiomycetes; Helotiales; Helotiaceae.
ACAAGACAGUGGAUUACGACAAACAAACAUCUCAAAGAGAAAGAGAAGAAUUUCAUUCUAUAGAAUAUUCAUUUGAUUUGAAAUCCAUUCAGAAUAUGCAGACUUGAGACUCCACCUCAGCUCAGGCCAACAUGACUUGCAAUUGACCACGCGCAACGUUGACUAAAAGUCAUACCCUUGGAAACUGCCAAUUCAUUUGCCAAAACUGUGGUACUUUCGUGACACAGUCUUUUCUGGGGCUAUACGAGUAGCUAUUUAUUUCUGCAUCUAUUCAGGAAUUGGUGUCUUGGUGAUUGUAGUGUUGGUGUCGCCAUCUUUCUUCAAAAAUUGACGGCGUCCUCGCACAACACCACCAAACCUACGCUGAGAUCCAGAGCAGGCAGAGACUCAACGCUACGCAUACAGGAUUGAAACCUCUACAUCUGCCCUGACACCCAUACCCCCAGCAGUGAUUCACCACCAAUCUGGCCACACUUAAUUCCGUUGCAAUCAAAAUCUGAUGUGGCCGACUGCUUGUCGUGGCCCAUAUCCAUAAAUUCCGAUACUUGCCUUCCCCCUCUGGUUGUCCCACCACCGAGCAUCUGAGUCUGAAGCAUCGCCCAACGCCCAACGCCUGCUCUACACCACCAAUCCACCUCCCACCUCCCACCACCAACCAUUCACGAUCUCGUAGCCAUACGACUCCCACCAGGCGAUCUCAUCUCAGAGCUGCACAGGCAGCUCGCAUCACCACGGCGUCUUCUGCAAAGAAACGAAAGCUCUCGCCGCGUCACACAACCUCCCCGCAUCCUGUCCACAAUCACAAUCCAGAUAACCCUCUGAGGUCCGUUGAAGAAUCGCUACCACACCGCGACCCGCCCCAAUUUGAAUCUCCCGCUUCCGAAUCCACGCUCCCUCCCCAUAUUCCUUCACACCUACAGAACUCUUCCACAUUUACUGGUCCAGAGUACAUUUCGUCAGCGGCAAGCUCGCCCAGUGCAGCAUACGCUGGUCUUUCCAUCCACGGUGAAGGCGGCGUGGAUUCGUCAGCUGCGCAACAACGAGCUGCCUCACUUGCCCCAAACGACACGGGGGCCUACAAAAGCCAGUCGCCCAUCAGUACACAUUCUAGAAGGAUAAUGAUGGGCGAAGCUGUAAACGAGACACAGAGGUCCUCCUCGCCUUUGAAGAGACGGGCGUCGGACCUAGAAGAGUCUGAUGUGGUCUUGGACCAGAAAGAAGAUGUGGAAAUGGUCACUGUUCUACCAUCGGAAGAGCUACAAGAUGAGAAGUCCCUGCCAGACAGCUCACAAACACUACCUGCUGGAGCAGACGAAGACAAGUCGCCCAAUGCCUCUGCGGAAGAAGACAAGCCCACUACCCAAACAAUGAAACCUUGUACAGGUACGUACACUUAGUUGUUUGCUCUCUGCGACAUAGCUGAUUUCAAUUUACUACAGAUAUUCCUUCUAUCGACUAUCAGAUCAAGACUGUAAGCACAUUGGCGACGGCAGCUUUGGAGGGACAACCGCAAGAGGGAGACGAGUCUUACUUGGUGUCUAUGCUUUGGCUUAAACGUGUCACCGAUCGAGGCACAGAGGCAAGGCAGCAUAGCAAAGUUGAGCCAGAAGGGGAGAUUGGGCCAGUGGAUAAUUCAGAUAUUAUACAACAACUCAUAACAGAUGCGGAAGGAGUUCAAUUUGCCCAACUCAAACCUGGAAUGAACCGACCAGAACAUUUCGAGAUGCUCCCUAAAGAUGCUUGGGACAUGAUUGUAGAAUGGUAUGGGAUCAUGCCGGGGACGGUCCCGAUCGUGCGUUACGCCCAUAACACGAGCCCGGACAAAUACGGCCUUCCCAACAUGCAGUACGAGUUGAACCCCCCAAUCUUUACAAUACAUAGGUUAUGGGGAGAUCAAACCCCGAUCUUGCUCCCCCAAAAGCUCAAAGCUGAAAGGCCCAAACCUGUUGUUUUAGUCCUGAGCACAUCCACAAGAUAUGUUGAGUUUCUCGAGAAGAUAAAGUUUAGGACGAGCAUAGAAAAUUCGAAAAAGGUCAGAAUUUGGAGAGUGCCCCGGCAACUACCCGCUGCAAAUACCUCGGCGCCUAUUCCAAACGCCGCCACACCACCAUUAUCACGUCCCAGUUCGCCAAAUUCAGAGAACAUUUCAUCUAUUCGGCAACCUCAGGAUUUGUGGACGAAUCUCUUGUUGGACGUGACAUCAUUUUUGCACCUCGAGAAAGGGAGUCAAAGAGAGGUCCUGGAACACGAGGACGUUAGUGCCAACCCAAAAUACAACGGCAAUGUGACCUUGUCGAUUGUAGGCUUAGCAGAAGAUCAGACCAUCGUGAUCGAUGAAGAGGUUGAUGCUAAAUCGAAGACGCAUGUUUCCAAUUUUGUUGCGGGCAAGCACGGCGCUUCUACUGCUCUAUCGCGUAGCGGUGCCUCUCAGAGCGCACCUGUUAGCGGUAGAAGCAGCCCAGCUCAAUUUGGUGUGAUCACGCGAGGCCGGUCAAAGAAUGGUAGAACUCUGGGGACAGUUGGUCUAAGUAACCUUGGGAAUACCUGCUACAUGAAUUCUGCGCUCCAGUGCGUUCGAAGUGUGGAGGAGCUGACCAAGUACUUCUUAACUGGUACUGCAACUUCGGAAUUGAAUGUCGAUAAUCCGCUGGGAAAUAAUGGCGAGGUUGCCAUGGCCUAUUAUCGUCUCUUGCAGGAAUUUUACAAGGACCCAGUACCGACAUCAGUGGCUCCUCGCCAAUUCAAGACCACCAUUGGUAAAUAUGCACCGUCUUUUUCGGGCUAUGGCCAGCAAGACUCUCAGGAGUUUCUCGGUUUCCUUCUCGAUGGUCUACAGGAGGACUUGAGUCGCGUGAGAAAGAAGCCGUACAUCGAAAAGCCAGAUUCGACUGAUGAAAUGAUCGGCAAUCCGCAAGCAACUCGAGAAAUGGCAGAAAAGGUUUGGGACAUUACCAAGAAACGUGAUGACUCUGUCAUUGCAGACCUUUUUACUGGCAUGUAUCAGUCAACUCUCGUUUGCCCCCAGUGCUCGAAAGUGAGCAUCACAUUUGAUCCAUUUAACGCUUUGACCUUGCAAUUGCCCAUCGAAAGCUCCUGGCAAUUCCCCGUCUUCUACUUUCCCUUGAAUGACCCCCCUGUCAUCAUCAAUGUCGACAUCGACAAGCAAGGCACCAUUUUGAAUCUGAAGGAAUUUAUCAGUAAACGAGUCGGCGUACCAGUUGAUAGAUUGUUUGCUGCCGAGGAAUUCAGCAAAAAGUUCUACAAAAUCUAUGAAGAUGGACAAGUGGCCUCGGAAGAGGUUGGAAACAACGACCGUCCCGUGGUCUACGAAUUGGAAGCAAAGGUGACCAAUUGGCCACCAGUACGCAAAGCCAAGAAACAAAAGCAUUUUCAGUCAGUGCUGAGUACUAUGCCUGAUAUGGAAGAUGAGAUACCACAUUGGAGUGAUCCAAUGGCAGAUAGCAUGCUCGUGCCUGUCUUCUAUCGCAAACCAGAUCCUGCACGCAACAACAAAUUCAAUAAAAACAAGUGGAUGGCUACUGAGGCACCGCAUUUCAUUGUAGUCAAUCCUUCAGAGGUAAGUGUUCUGAGCCACCAAAUAUCUCAUCCUGUAAUCUAACCAACGUAGGCUCGAGACAUCGAAGUAAUCAAAAGAAAGAUUCUCGAAAAAAUUGCGACCUUUAGCACAUCUAGCGCAUUCGCCAAUGACGAUGAUGAGGCUGAUGCUAGUGUUUCGGAUGGCGUUGAUCCGGACAUCGUCCUCACUACUGGAUCUGAUGCUGAUUCUUCUGGGGGUAGCAAGGUAGUUGCAACUUCAGUUGAUGGCGAAGAUGAGCUUGUGGACGUUACUAUGAAGGACUCUAUCGUGACCGGAAAAGCUGAUGGUGAAAAAUCUCAGAGCGCCGACCAAGAAUUGUAAGAGUCACGGGCUUGAGAGCAUAACUGUUUUACUGACUGAUUUUAUAGUUUGCCUCUGAAGGCAUUUACCAAACGACGACCAAAGUUCAUGAGUCCGGGAGAAUACCUAAAUCCUCAACUUCAAAACAUGUUUGUACUAAACUACAUCACAUCGCCGAAUACAUUAAUUUGUUCAGGCUUCAAUAACAUCAAAGACGAUAAUUCAUAUCCUACACUAGCUUCCAGAAUUCCGCUAUCACAACAAAAUCCCGUUGACGGCUUAGAUGGAUCUGAUGGAUCAAGUACCCGAGCCAGAUCAGAGAGUAGCAACGAAGACAAUUCUGUUGCAUUCUCUAAUCAAACACGGAUGAACGAAGAGUCUAGCGGCAGCGAAGAUGAACUUGCUGCUGCUCCUGCGCCCGUCGUAUCUAAGGUGAGUUCGAUAUUUCUUUUCACAAUCCGAAAUGCAUUGAUUUUUUCCCCAUCCGAAUCUGCACAGCUUCCUUCUUGAUUGAAGGUAUUCUGACGAAGACUAGGCUCUUCCUGUCCGAUCAAGAGCUGGGGUCAGAGUAGGUCACAGCAAGCGUCGCAAUCGUAAAAUGAAGACUUACUCAAGAAAGGGGAACCAGCAUCGGGCAUCGACAGAUGGCGCCAACGACGAUGACGGAGAAGUUGUGGACGAUGGGCCACUUAUUCGUCUUGGAGAAGGAAUUAUCGUUGAUUGGAAUGAGGAGGCCUGGGCGGCCAUGUACGGUGGCGAUGAUGCCAACGAUACAAUGCGCGGUGUCGAUAGAUACACCAACUUGCCCACACUUCCAGAUCCGCAACUUGAUGCAAAGAAAAAGGCACGCGCACAACGUCGCAAAAAUGGCAUAACCCUGGACGAUUGCCUGAACGAGUUUGGCAAGGAGGAAGUUCUAUCAGAGGCGGAUACUUGGUACUGUCCUCGCUGCAAGGAACAUGUACGAGCAAGCAAAAAGCUAGAGCUCUGGAAGACACCUGACGUCCUUGUCAUACAUCUCAAGAGAUUUAGCUCUAGUGGUACGCGCCGCGAUAAACUCGAUGUUAUGGUCGACUUCCCCAUCGAGGGCCUUGAUAUUUCUUCGCGCGUCUUUGAAAAGGAAGAUGGGAAACGAGAAAUCUACGACCUGAUUGCAGUUGACGAUCAUUGGGGAGGACUUGGAGGUGGUCAUUAUACUGCUUUCGCCAAAAGCUUCAUCGAUGGCGAGUGGUACGAGUAUAACGGUAAGUUCAACUGAUUCUCAGUGUCUCUUCAUCUACUGAUCCUCCUCCAGACUCUUCUGUACAUAAAAUCAACGAUCCAAAUGCAGUGGUUACCGCCGCUGCAUACCUUCUUUUCUAUCGGCGAAGAUCAGAGGUACCGCUAGGGGGAGAAAGAUUUCAAAAGAUCUUUGAUGAUUUCGAAAAUCCACAUGAUCCUAAUGAUGAUGAUGCAAUGGAGUCGGGGGAAGAACAGCGCCUCGUCGGAAAUACCUUUCGUGGGUCGUCGAGCGCCUUGACCGGAGUAGAAGCAGCUCACCGUCAACCAAAUCAUGGUUCGGCUCAUGAGAUGGAGAGUCUGCCUCCCUACCAAACCCACGAAGAUAACGAUGCAGAACUUUAUGAUAAUGACGCUACUAUGAACGACAACCACCCCAUUCAAGACAGCAUCGAGGAUGACGAGGCCAUUGGGAUGGAAGAGGAUGGUCUGAACAUCAACAACGUCAAAUCUUACAACCAGCUUAAAGGCAUAGAUAGUGUGAUGCCGGCAACAUGGAAUUUCAAUGGCUUAGGAAAUACCCGAGGGAAAGUCAUUGGUGAUGGAGCGAGUUCGGAUGAGAUGGAUGAUGGUCGCAGCGAUCGUGGUCAGUGCAACUCUUCGGCAAGCUCAGGUUCGAGAGCUGGUCGCUUGGUGGAAUUUGAAAACGCCAGUCCUGAUGAGUCUUACAUCGAUGAAAACCACGUCCCCGAUAUGGACGAGGAACAACAACUUGGCAUCAUGGGUCUCCAUGAAGAUUUACUGGCUAGACGGGGCCCGGAAUUCAACGUGAACCACAGCCUUGAUGGAGAGGAAGUUGAAGAACCUGCUACUGAGAUUCACGUUGAGGAAGGUGAAGGCUUGAAGAUGGACUGAAUUACGAACUACGAACAGAAGCUUGUGUUUUUAGACACCGAAACAAAAUAAGAAGAAGACGAAAAGGAAGCAUGGGUGGUGUUGGACGUGUGCAUGGCUGGGAGUUGAUUUGAUCUUCUGUCCUUCGUAUUUGACAGAGAAGAGUGAAAACUUCGGACUCUUUAAAGCCAGCCUUUGAAGUCCGAGGGAGGGGUGGUUUUUACGGAUGAUUGUACUUCGGGUAUACCUUACGUUUGCCAAAAUAUGCAUAACGAGAGAAAGAGGAUAUUGUGUGGCAUAAAAGAUACAACGUUUCAAGUUUCACUUGGGUCGC